UCGAACUCCUCUCUCCUAUCUCCAUAUUCUCAUCACAACAUUAAUUCGGGACACUCGUUGACUUCGUUAUUCCAUCGCGCGCUGUCUGCCAUAGGACUGUGGCGAGGUGCCGUUGGCAGAGUUUAUUAGUCUACUCGAAUCUGGAGGCACAUCCACUGGUCUCGUGGACACGAUCUCUGCUCCUCCAAACUUGUCGUAGAUCGCGAUAUUAGACGUGGUUGAUGACAAGCACCCACAUCCUGCGUGUCUCGUGUACAUUGUAGUGUCUAGCGACUCGUCAUUGUUGUCGCCAUGGCUGAAGAACCGCGGCGCUCAGGUCGCGCGACAAAAGGACAGUACUCCAAAGAUCGCGAUAUCGCCGAAGACGUCCCUACGAAGAAAAAAGGCAAGGGGAAGGCCUCCAAAGCCAAGGCGGCAGAACAGGAGGAGAGUGAAGAUAUCGUCCGCUGUGUCUGCGGCACCUACGAAGAAGAGGAAGAUGUCCCUCGGGCUAUGAUCUGCUGCGACAACUGUUCAGCUUGGCAGCAUAAUGGCUGCAUGGGCCUUCCCGAAGACUAUCAAGUUCCACAAUACUUUUGCGAACAAUGUCGCCCCGAGGAUCACAAGGAACUACUCGCAGCAAUCGCGCGAGGAGAGAAACCGUGGGAAGAAGCAGCCAGGCUGCCAGACACUGGGAAAGGAAAGAAGAAAGGAGGCCGAAAGGGUCGGAAAUCCGCUGGUGGCCGCACAAGCGAGGUCGUCUCUCGCACUUCUCAGGAUGUCGACGAGACUCCGGCUCAGACUCCUGUAGCAGGACAGAAGCGCAAACUGGAAGAGUCGCCAUCUGUUCCAGAAGUCAAGAACAAGAAGGCACGAGGGACACCCGCUGCUGAUACCAACGGUACCAAAGCAGUCAAGGCAGAGACCCCUUCCAGGCAGGUGUCCAGAUCAGAACCUGUCUCGGCGGUUGCGGUGGACGUGAAGGAGCUUACAAAUACUUCGAGGAAGCAGGCUGCGUCUACGUUGAUCAGGCUCAUAGAACAGCAAAUCAAAGAAGCCGUAAAGCAAGGCGACUACAGUAUUCCUACCGGCACAUCCGCGACAGAAGUCGCCAACCAGAUUGGCCUCCGUACGGAACAUGCUCUGUAUCACGUCCAGGUCGGCGGGAGCGGUGACCCUAACGAAGCCUACAAGAGCCAAUUGCGAGCGAUUACCUUUAACGUUAAGAAGAACCGCGCGUUAGGUGUACGGCUGCUGAAUGGAGAUCUUCUUCCUCAUACCCUUGCGUCGAUGGAUCCGAAGGAUAUGGCAAGCGAUGAGCAAAAGAAGAAAGAUGCAGCUGUCAUGAAAGAGAUGGAGAAGCAACAUACCAUCGUGGAAGAGCCGGGCCCGAGAAUCAGGCGAACACACAAGGGUGAGGAGUACGUCGACGAGUCAAGACAGGUUGCAGCAGAGUCUGCGACUUCGAAUGCUCCUGUACGGAAACCUAGUGUCGCAGAACAAGAUGGAGAUGCAAAGAGCCCCGAUGUGAGGAGCCCGUCCGUCACCCCAGCCGCUCCUGGCAAAGGAAGCAAAUCAAGACCCUCUGUUGAUACCACCCGACGACAAUCCUCGGCUAACUUCGACAUUGACAAAGUCUGGUCAAACGUCCAAGGUUCCCCCGACGGUGACAGUCAACGGUUCGGUGAACUACCUCAGACGACGUCGCCAACCGUCGCUGUGCGAGAACCUAUUGCUCCAGGGACCAAGGCAGAUGCGGACAUCGACGAGCUCCUCAAAGACGAAGAGGCCGAGUCACCACCCUAUUCGCCCAAAGAAUCUGCUGAGGCUGACGGUGUCAUUUGGCGAGGCAUCGUCAACGGCGGUAACUUAGGCCGAUUUCAUGCUGUAGCGAGAUAUGCAGCUGGAGCCACUCCCGAUGCCGAUACGUUGCGCAUGACCUAUGAUCAGAUCAUCCCGGCUGAGAUUGAUAUAGGAGGUCGAAUCCAGCCCACUCGAGCCGACGAAUACCUAUGUGGCCUUGAGUACAGCAACACGUCCGAUCUGGUUAUUGUGUGCAUGCCAGAACCCACAAGCUCGCAUGAUCAGGAGCAAUUUGACAAGUUCUUCCGAUAUUUCAAGAACAAGGAUCGCUUUGGGGUAGGGAUCCAACACACGAAUCCGGCCAUCAAAGACAUUUACUUGAUCCCGCUGGACAAGGGCCAGGAAUUGCCUACCUUCGUCAAGAAACUCGAAACAGAUUUCCCGGAUCCUGCUCAGGAGAGAAUGCUUCUAGUCCCGAUUGUCAUCAAAAACAGUGAGCUGUCACACAAUGCGCCUGCGGCCCUGCUUGAUGGGACAUCUGCUACGGCUGCCAGUCCAAUGGUUGGAGGAGGACACAUAGCUCAGACUCCCAUCACGCCCCACGAGGGUAGCUUCCCUUACAAUCAAUCCCCAAUGCCAAGUCAACAUGGAGCGAAUGGAACACCUCAGGUUCAACAUGGUCUGGGCGUGACAGCAGCCUUUCCCACACCAACCCCUCCCUCCUCAUUACCACAACCUCAUCAACAGCCCUCCCAACAACCACUACAGCCCUCACCUCCCCCCAAUCCCGCCAUGGCCAUCGCUCAGAAAGUUCUUGGCCCCCAGUUAGCCUCUUCCCCUUCGGUCGUGCAGUUAUGCACCCAGGUACCCACUGCUGGAGAAACCGAGUUUCUUGUGAUCAAGGGGUGUCUCGAGCAGAAUCCCGAGGCACAGACCAACUUGGGAGUCCUGACGGGCAUGUUGGUUAACGAGUCACGCGGAGGUGACGGCGGCGGUACGGCUGCUGCAUAAGGGUAGGAGCAUGAGAUGGCCAGCGAGCAAAAGGAGAAGGCGUCAGAAGGUCUAUGCGAGAGGAGCUGAGAGUUUGGAUAGGGUGUAGGAGACUAGAAGAGGGGAGUCUGACCCAUCCGGCCUGGGGAUAGCAGAGAGUGGAAAGGAUUGAUACCCCUGAUAAGUUGUGCAGUGGAAAGGAGCGCUGCAAUUGUUCAAGCACCAGGAAUCCGACUGAUGAAAUGCCAUCACAAGCACAAUUAAUCGCGCGCGCUGUAGUCUCCUGUGUCCACAUAAAAAGCGCUCGAGGCUCCGCGCAGGAUACCACUUGCGUCGCAUCUGGCGUCCAAUACUAGAGCUGAAGGGCACAUGGAUUAUGAUUCGAUGGCGAGGGUCACGCAAGGGGUUAUGUAUGAAUUAGUCCACGCAGGCGCAGGAGGCAAGAUGGGUGUUCACAAUGCUAAAUCACAAUGCUCC
Molecule: messenger RNA, 3249 nt
Organism: Cladophialophora immunda
Lineage: Eukaryota; Fungi; Ascomycota; Eurotiomycetes; Chaetothyriales; Herpotrichiellaceae
Exons: 3
Coding region: 292-2793 (833 amino acids)
Biological process (GO): DNA-templated transcription
Cellular component (GO): nucleus
Source: RefSeq, a predicted model, not a curated record